AUGGGAAAUUCGAUGAACAAGGAAAAGGGAGAAGAAACUGUAGACGGUGGACAAUUAGUGCCGCACGGGAUUUACAAAGGACCUCAGGAUUGGGAUGUUAGAUGCGUCCGCAGACUCAUCAUAGAACGUAAAUUGGCACCAUUCUACAAAGGGUUGGCAGACUAUGACGAGAGUUGGGACGAAGUCACUUUGACAACUCACAAUCUUCCAAAAAAUGGUGAGGUCAAGAAAAGUGGUGCAUUUAAUGGAGAAUUACACACACAAGGAAAUCAAGUUUUAAGACGUUCAGCAACAUUAAACACUGUAGGGACUGCUAAAGGCAAAGAAGUUUCCACAACAAAAUCGUUAGAGGCUCAAUUGUACAAAGGUGCAGCCGAAUGCCCCAUCUGCUUUUUGUAUUACCCACGGAACAUUAAUCAUUCCCGUUGUUGCGACCAGCCAAUUUGUACCGAAUGUUUUGUUCAAAUAAAGCGACCAGAGAGCGGUACAUUAGGUGCCAAUAAUUCACCCGCUGUAUGCCCUUUCUGUGUUGAACCUAAUUUUGGAGUUUGUUAUAAGCCACCUCCUUUCAGCGCCGGCAUCGGUAGUGAAAAUAUGCCUAACGCAAUCCACAAUUUCAAUAUUCCACCAUUGCCAACGUCUUCAUCAUCAUCAUCACUUAACGUGCCUGAAGGAGGAAAAACACGGAGAAGGAGUGUGAGUCACAAAAACCCUGACGUUGUUACUACUGAUCAAAUCCGCCCAGAUUGGGCCGCGCGUGCGCUUCAACAAUCCUCGCGUCAAUCAUCAAGUGCGAGACGAUCUCCAACGGCGACAUCAUCCGGCAAUCCAAGACGCAUAGUGAUCCGCUCACAAGGUACCUCCACGAACACUCCUAGCCGACGUAAUAAUACAUCUGCUGUUGCUCCCGAAUACGGAGGAUAUCUGGCAGCCAUGAGGAUGGGUACCGAUUUGGAAGAGUUAAUGGUUAUGGAGGCCAUUCGACUUAGCCUUUUGGAGCAAGAUGAGAGGGAGAGGGGGGAACGGGAAGAAAGAGAGAGAGCAGAAAGGUCACAAGAUGAGAAUUCUAAUGAUGCAGCUUCUUCAGAAGAUUCUGCAUCAGGUACAAUAACAAAUCCACAUUUAUCCAGUAAUGAGGAAGGUGUUGACGAAGUGGUAGUUCAUGAAAAUCAACAAAGGAAUGAAAAUGAUGAUUCGGUUGUCGAAAGUUCUCAGUUGGAAGUUGAAGCACAUUUUUCUGAACAAAUGCCAACAGAUAAUAGUGACGAUGAUGAAAUUUCCUCAACUUCUCAUUCCCACGGUUACACCUCAACCAAUGUUUCUACGCCAAUAACAACGAGCACAGAAGGUGGAACAAUAGUGAGUACGUCGGCCCUAUCAUCAUCAACAGGUUCGGGACUUUCAUCACCUUCAACAACGAAUUCAACAAAUGACGCAUUACCAACAUCAUAUUCACAAAACAAUGGUAAUAAUACUUCGGAGAUAGCGGAAAUAGUUGAGGAUUCUAGUGAAGGAGUAUUGUCGGAUAAUGGUGCGGAGAAUGAGCUGUCAUCUUUUGAAGUUGGUGAUAGAGAAGGUCAAACGUCAGAGCACGCAAAUGAUAUUAAAAAACCUGAUGUAAUUAUUUUACCAAGUACAUCACUAGUUGAGGAGGCAAUCGUACGUAACGAGACAGACGAUGAUACCAGAGAUGCAAGAAGAGGUUCUUGGGAACACGCUUGA
This is a messenger RNA of Acaulospora morrowiae, 1722 nucleotides long. NCBI's taxonomy places the organism in Eukaryota, Fungi, Glomeromycota, Glomeromycetes, Diversisporales, Acaulosporaceae. The record is from the annotation of a GenBank genome assembly.